AUGGAGCUACUGUCCACCCCCCACAGCAUUGAGAUCAACAACAUCACUUGCGAUUCCUUCCGCAUCUCCUGGGCCAUGGAGGACAGUGACCUGGAGAGAGUCACCCACUACUUCAUUGACCUCAACAAGAAGGAGAACAAGAAUUCCAACAAGUUCAAGCACCGGGAUGUCCCUACCAAGCUUGUGGCCAAGGCAGUGCCACUACCCAUGACGGUGAGAGGUCAUUGGUUCCUGAGCCCCCGUACAGAAUACAGUGUGGCUGUGCAGACGGCGGUGAAGCAGAGCGACGGCGAGUACCUGGUCUCGGGCUGGAGCGAGACAGUGGAGUUCUGCACUGGGGAUUAUGCUAAGGAGCACCUGGCCCAGCUGCAGGAGAAAGCUGAGCAGAUCGCUGGACGAAUGCUGCGCUUCUCCGUUUUCUACCGCAACCAUCACAAGGAGUACUUCCAGCAUGCCAGGACCCACUGUGGGAACAUGCUUCAGCCCUACCUGAAGGACAACAGUGGCAGCCACGGCUCCCCCACCAGCGGCAUGCUCCACGGUGUGUUCUUCAGCUGCAACACCGAGUUCAACACUGGCCAGCCCCCCCAGGACUCCCCCUAUGGCCGCUGGCGCUUCCAGAUCCCCGCCCAGCGCCUCUUCAACCCCAGCACCAACCUCUACUUUGCAGACUUCUACUGUAUGUACACCGCCUACCACUAUGCCAUCCUGGUUCUGGCACCCAAGGGUUCCUUGGGGGACCGCUUCUGCCGUGACCGCCUGCCCCUCCUGGACAUUGCCUGCAACAAGUUCCUGACCUGCAGUGUGGAGGAUGGGGAGCUAGUCUUCCGCCAUGCCCAGGACCUCAUCCUGGAGAUAAUCUACACCGAGCCGGUCGACCUGUCCCUGGGCACCCUGGGGGAGAUCAGUGGGCAUCAGCUCAUGAGCCUGUCCACUGCCGAUGCCAAGAAAGACCCCAGCUGCAAGACCUGCAAUAUCAGUGUGGGCCGCUAGGGACUCCUGGGGAGCUGGGGAGCUAGGGAGAGAUGAGAGGGUAGAGAUGGGUGGCUUAGGUUCAGGGAGCUGGCUUUCUCUCCCCUGCCCCCUGCUCUCCACUCUGUCUGUCCACCCCUCUCCCUUUGGCAAUAGAGGCAACAGAUGGCGGUCCUCUUUAUUAGGGUGGCCCAAUCCAGGCCCCGUGGACUUGGGAGGGCUUUCCAGCCUCAGUAGGUUGGCAGGUGGGCUGCAUUUCCAGAGAAUUCUCCCUUCCUCCGGUUUCCCUCUCCCUUUCAUGACUCAUCCGGGCCUCCACCUCCCAGAAUCCUACCCACCUCCCGGGCUCUCCCAAGAAGCCUCUCUGGGCCAAAGCCCACAUGUAGCCUGGCUGUUUCCAUGGAGACAGAGAGCUGUGGGGCAUCUCUUCCUUAGCCCCACCUACCCCACUCAGGGCCACCCCAGGAAGCCCCCUCCCUGCUGAGUUGGGCCUGGGGGUUUCCCACUCCAGGCCAGGACCCUCCCUCUAUAAAUAGUCACCCGCACUGCUCUCACACCCUGG
Messenger RNA from Dipodomys spectabilis (banner-tailed kangaroo rat), 1534 nucleotides. It is a transcript of the gene Phyhip, whose product is annotated as phytanoyl-CoA 2-hydroxylase interacting protein. Gene Ontology annotation, molecular function: protein binding. The transcript is spliced from 4 exons. Gene Ontology annotation, cellular component: cytoplasm. The coding region runs from base 1 to 993 and encodes 330 amino acids. The record is from RefSeq and is a predicted model, not a curated record. NCBI's taxonomy places the organism in Eukaryota, Metazoa, Chordata, Mammalia, Rodentia, Heteromyidae.